CGUGAUGGGCGAGGACCUGGAGGCCCCCGAGUCUGGAGGGCGGCACUGCGGAGCGGACGGCGACUCUGGAGGCGAAGGCCCCGUCCCGGCGGAGACCCCGCAGCUGGUCAUCAGCGGCACCUUCUCGCUGGCUGGCCCGGCCGGCGGUGCGGGGCAGGUGGAGCAGGCCUCGCGGCGGCAGCGAGGCGGGAAGGCGCGGCUCGCGUACAAGUGCGGGGAGUGCGGCAAGAGUUUCCGGGCCGAGGCGGACCUGCGGAAGCACCUGGCGGGGCACUCCAAGGCGGGGCGGCACGCGUGCGGAGUGUGCGGCAAGCAGUGGACUAAGGCUAAGGAUCUGGAGAGGCACGCAAGGAUCCACACCGGGGAGAGGCCGUACCAGUGUGACGAGUGCGGGAGGAAGUUUAUUCAGGAUUCUGAUCUUACAAGGCACAAGAGGAUCCACAGUGGAGAGAAGCCGUACCAGUGUGACGUGUGUGGAAAAGAGUUCAAUCAGAGCGGAACCCUCACUUUGCACAAGAGGAUUCACACUGGAGAGAAGCCCUAUGAGUGCAAAAUGUGCGCGAAGAAGUUCUCUGAUCCCUCAGUUCUACGCCGCCACAAGGGCAUUCAUGCUGGACAGUAACUUUGGGAUAAGCUGUGCUAGUGUGUCGUUUCUUGCUUAAGGCUUUGGAAUAUGUCGUGUGUAUAACGUACUUUCUUUUGAUAUAUCAUUUCAUGCUCGUGAAAGCUAUCAGCUACUAAUUUUAGUUUAAUUUUGCAAAGUCUGUAAUCUUGUUUAACUAUUCCCUCCUUUCUUGUAUUUUUGUGUCAUGUAAAUAAUGUUCGUUGAUGAUAAUCAGUUGUAAUCAUAAGUGCUUUUCUCUUUUGAAGACUUCGGUUUUUGUGAAGGUUAUUCGGUUCAAGCUGUUCAAAUCAAACACGUGUACUCGCUCUAAGUUGUGAUGUCGCUCGGCUUGACUGUUUGGUGAAAGAAGCCUUAUUUGUAAAGUUUUGUCAGAGUCCACUUCGGUAUGUAAAACAUUUCUCGAAGUGUUUUCGAGUAUACCGAAGCACCGUCGUGCAGUACUUUGGAAUCUGUUACAACCGUUUUUAUGUUGUCAAUUGUUUUUUUGCUGCCAACUCCUGCUGCAGUAAUUUUUUUCCUGUUUGUGAGUUCCGUCCUGUACUGGUGUGAUAAGUGAACACAUGUGCCAAGUGCAGGAGCCACAUUUCUUGCGAAGUGUAAAGGCUUUGGAGUGUGUUGGGGCAGAAAGAGGUUCCCUCCGAAUUUUAAUUCCAUGCUCGUAACAACUUUGAGUUCAUAAUUUUUGGUUGUACUCCAGUAAAGUGUGUUGUCUUGGUAGAGCUGCCGAACUGAACUUCUGCGAAGUUCAGAAGUGUUAAAAGCCUUGUUCUUUUCUUGUUUUUUUCUUUUGUGUCGAAUAACAAAGUAUUUAUUGAUGAAAAUAUAGGUCACUAACGUAUCUAAUUUUUAUUGGGAACAAUUCUGUUUUUGCUACAAGGUUUUACGGUUGAAGUUGUUUAAACAAAUGCCUGGG
Messenger RNA from Thrips palmi, 1538 nucleotides. RefSeq names its product zinc finger protein 22-like. NCBI's taxonomy places the organism in Eukaryota, Metazoa, Arthropoda, Insecta, Thysanoptera, Thripidae. Gene Ontology annotation, biological process: regulation of transcription by RNA polymerase II. The coding region runs from base 5 to 622 and encodes 205 amino acids. Gene Ontology annotation, cellular component: nucleus. The record is from RefSeq and is a predicted model, not a curated record. Gene Ontology annotation, molecular function: DNA-binding transcription factor activity, RNA polymerase II-specific; RNA polymerase II cis-regulatory region sequence-specific DNA binding. The transcript is spliced from 2 exons.